Molecule: messenger RNA, 2613 nt
Organism: Rhododendron vialii
Lineage: Eukaryota; Viridiplantae; Streptophyta; Magnoliopsida; Ericales; Ericaceae
Exons: 3
Coding region: 1-2613 (870 amino acids)
Source: RefSeq, a predicted model, not a curated record
AUGGCAGGUGAUGAUCCUAAUGGAGAGAGAAGGGUUGUGAUACCUAACCCCCUCCCUCUCAACUCACACUUGGCCCCCACAGCUUACACUACACCAUCAUGUGUACGAUUACCCGCAAUCACGGCUAACAACUAUGAGAUUAAGCCUGGGAACGCUAAACAUUGGCUUAGUACUUUGCCAGCUAAUUCUAUAAUAUCUUGGGCGCAAAUGAGUGCGGCAUUCCUUAAGAAAUUCUUUCCCAUAGGAAAAAAACUUAGACUUCGGCAGGAGAUUACCACUUUCCAACAAGCUGAGAAUGAACAGUUCUAUGAGGCUUGGGAGAGAUAUGGGGAUCUCAUUCGUAAGUGUCCGCACCAUGACAUACCUAAGUGGCAACUAGUACAGAGUUUUUGUUCCGGGCUGCAUCCGCAGCAUCGUGUAAUGGUUGAUGCCUCAUGCGGAGGCUCUGUGAUGGUUAAGAAUGAAGAGGAUGCCUGGCAGUUAUUUGAAACUAUGAGCGAAGGGUCCCUGCAAAAUGUUUCUUUUGAGAGGAGAACUAAGUCAGUCAUUACUGAUUCUGAUAAGCCACGAGGUAUGUAUGAGAUUAAACCAUCUCAUGACCUCCAAUCUAAAGUAGAUGCACUGACUGAGAAAGUUGAACAGCUUCUCACCAAGGAAUUGGCCACCUCACAGCCUCCACCUUAUCAGGAGGCAUGUUCUUUAUGUGCUAGUCCGGCCCAUUAUAUUGUUGACUGUCCUGCAGCACCACAAUUCCCUUUGUUUGUGCAAGAACAUGUUAAUGCUGCACAAGGGUAUGCCAAUACGCAGGGUUUCUCCAAACCGGGUAAUGAUCCUUUUUCCACUACUUAUAACCAGGGAUGGAGCAAACAUCCCAAUUUCUCAUGGAAGACGGAACACCAGGGUAAUAGUUUCGCCCAGCGGCCUAGGCCAUUCAACAUGCAGUUUAACCCUGCGGCCUAUCUCUCACAGAAUCAGCAACAAGCACAUCCCCAAUCCUCGCGGGAUCCAUCCUUUGAGGAAAAGGUGCUACAAGCACUUGAUAGACUAAAUGACACCCAACAGCAGGUGCGCACCAACACACAGUCCAUCACAAGGUUAGAGACCCAAGUGGCUCAAAUAGCCAAUGCACUCAAUCGUAGAGAAGAAGGUAGGUUGCUCAGUCAACCUGUCCAACCCCAUGGAGGACAGUUUGUGGUUCAUGACUCGCCUCCUGCUGAUGCUAAGAUAAUUAUGACUUUACGCAAUAAGAGAGAGGUCGAAACCCGACCAGAGAAAGUGAAGCCAAAUGAGCAUUUGGCUCCCUCCGACCUCGAUGACUUUGGGAAGGAGAGUUCACAGAGUAAAGAGGGAACCCCUCCAGUCACACCUGCAUCACCCACUUUUGUGUCAGCGGGCUCCAAGGUACCACCCUAUGUGCCUAAAGCCCCGUUCCCAUCAUGUUUGAAUGCACCAUCUCCCUUUCCUAAGAGGGGAGCAUCUAUGGAGGAUAUCCUUGAGGUUUUUAAGCAAAUCAAAGUAAACAUUCCUCUCCUAGAUGCGAUCAAACAAGUCCCCACUUAUGCUAAGUUUUUGAAGGACCUCUGUACUCAAAAGAGGAAAUGUAAAACCAAUGUAUCGAAAAAGGUCCUUCUCACCGAGCAAGUGAGCUCAGUGUUCCAAUCAAUUGCUCCCCCUAAGUUACAAGAUCCAGGCACCCCUACUAUUUCCAUAGGAAUAGGGAACCAUGUCAUUGAGCGAGCAUUGCUAGACUUAGGGGCUAGUGUCAAUUUGAUACCUUACUCGGUGUACGAACAAUUGGGGCUUGGGGAGUUGAAGCCCACGUCGGUUACCUUACAAUUAGCUGAUAGAUCCAUUAAGGUGCCACGUGGAGUAGUUGAGGACGUUCUUGUUAAGGUUAAUGAUUUUUACUUUCCGGCUGAUUUUAUAGUCCUUGACACAGAACCAGUGCAAACCUUUAAACAAACUCCAAUUAUUCUUGGUCGUCCCUUCUUGGCGACGGCCAAUGCUAAUAUUCAUGUGAGGAGUGGGGAAAUGGAGGUGACCUUUGGAAACAUGACCCUUAAGCUUAAUGUUUACAAGGCUGCAAGACCUUCUCCAAUGGAGGAAGACUGCUUCGCAGUCGAUGUCUUAGAGGACUUAGUGGAGGAGGUGUUGCCUUCUAUUUUGACCGAUGACCCAUUGGCCGUUUGUUUGGCUCAUUUUGACUUUGAGAAUUUUGAUAUUGAUCAGUCUAUUGAGGAGGUUAACACUUUACUUGGUUCUACACACUUAAUGGUCACCCCUCCUCGACAAAUCGAAAUUGAGCCUACACCCACUCUUGUGGGUGAACCGCCCACUCCUUUUGUAAGGUCCCCAUUAGAACUUGGGCUACAGCCUGUGCCGCCUGAAUCUAUGGCUUCAUGUGCUGAUUUGGUAGAUGCUAUUACAAUAGAUUAUGGACCUACGAAGUGUACUCAAAGUUGGGGGGUGACCGAUUGUUUGGAGGGUUGUCGGGAUGUGUGUUCAUUGUUCAAAAGGUGUUUUGGGAGGUUAUUGGAGGAGUUGUUGGAAAAUCCGGGGACCAAAUUGAAGAAAGGCAGAAAUUCUGAGUUAGAAAAAAGUCAGCAUCGGUAG